AUGAGUCCACUGGGCAAAACCCCCACCACGGCUUCAUCACAACCCGUCGACACAACAUCUCCAUCUCCGUCCCCUUCCACCCCUGCCCUCAACCGUCGCACCACCCUCACAACCACCGCCCACCACCUCUACCGCCGCCUUCUCACCACCAUCCUAAACCGCCACACCGACGACCUCCCUCCCUCUCUCGAUGGCCGGCACAUCCCACUCCGCCCACACAUCACGCCCCCCUCAGGGACAAACGGACCACUCCCACAGCCACCCCUCCUCAUCGACGAACGCCGCGGCUACCCCUACCUCUCCAAUUCGAUCCGCACCUCGCGGUACACCGUGCUCGAUUUCUUCCCCAAACAGCUAGUCUUCCAGUUCACGCGGCUGGCGAAUUUUUACUUUUUGUGUGUGGGCAUUCCGCAGACCAUUCCGGGGAUCAGUACCACGGGGAAUUACACGACGAUUUUGCCCUUGUUGUUUUUUGUGCUGUUGACUAUUGCUAAGGAGGGGUUUGAUGAUUGGAGACGGCAUCGGUUGGAUAAGGUGGAGAAUGCGAGGGUUACGGGGGUUUUGAGGGGGGGUGGGCAGGAGGAUGGAGCGGAGAGUAAGGAGAAGGGGGAGAGGUGGUGGCGGCUUGGUCGUGGAACCGGGAGUUCGAUGGAGGAGUCGCGGGUGGCCGAACAAGGUGAGACGGAGACGGGGGCCCAGGAGUCGUACCUUGGUUUGCGAUGGCAGACGGUCAAGUGGCAGGAUGUGCGGGUUGGGGAUGUCGUCAGGCUGGCUCGGGAUGAUGAUACACCCGCGGAUAUCGUGCUACUUCAUGCCGAUGGGGAGGACGGGCUGGCGUAUGUUGAGACGAUGGCCCUGGACGGGGAGACCAAUCUCAAGAACAAGCGGGUGUCUGCGCUGUUGAAGGGGUGCGAUACGAUAGAGGGGAUAUGCAAGUCCGGGGCGAAAUUUGUCGUGGAGGACCCGAACCCGGACUUGUACCGCUUCAACGGGCGGGUGACGGUCAAAGGAGAAACGCUGCCGCUCACGCUGAACGAGGUUGUGUAUCGGGGUUGCACGAUCCGCAACACCACGACCGUCCUCGGGAUUGUCAUCAACACGGGCGAGGAGACCAAGAUCCGGCGAAACGCGAACCGCCACCCAAGCGCGAAGAAGCCCGCUCUCGAGCGCAUGGCCAACAUGAUCGUCAUGGCCCUCGUCAUUUACCUCAUUGCCCUCGUGGCUGGGUUAUCUGGUGGAUACGCGCUCUUCCAGCGCGACUACGAGCGGACCGCCUGGUACCUUCAGGACGUCCCGGUGCCGUAUUCACACAUCAUCAUGGGGUUUGCGAUCCAGUUCAACAACGUCAUUCCGCUGGCGUUGUACGUGAGUUUAGAGAUUGUCAAGAUUUGCCAGAUGCUGCUGCUCAACUCGGACAUUGAGAUGUACGAUGAGGCGUCCGAUACGCCGGCGCGGUGUAACACUAACACUAUCCUCGAGAAUCUGGGCCAGGUCGGGUACUUGUUCUCGGAUAAGACGGGGACUUUGACGGAGAACGUCAUGAAGUUCCGCAAGUUGAGUGUCGCGGGCACGGCUUGGCUCCAUGAGAUGGACCUGCCGAGGAAGAAGGUUGAGGAUGAUGAUGACGAUGAUACUGUUGAUGGACAGUCUCGCGUUGAAGGGUUGGGGGCGUUGACUUCCAACCCUGAGGGGGGUAGUACCGCCCCCAGCGAGCCUCGACACUCAGGGUUCUUGUCUCCAACGUUCUCACCCGACCAAGUGUCUACUCGGAGAUCUUCCUCGCAAUGGCGUUCAACGGGCCGGCCUGACCACGUCCAGCCAGAUCUUAAUACCUGGGAUCUUUUAGAGUACAUCCGUCUACGGCCAAACUCUCCCUUUUCCAGGCGCGCUGUGCAGUACAUCCUGGCCAUGGCCCUUUGCCACACUUGCUUGCCCGAGUCCAAGGAUGGCAAGAUUGACUUCCAGGCGGCUUCCCCUGACGAGCUGGCUUUGGUCAGGGCAGCCCAAGAACUUGGGUUCUUGGUCAUCCAACGGAGCUCGCAGUCGGUUACGCUGCGAAUCACCACCGGCACAAACCAAGAACACACGGAGCGCACAUACCAAAUCCUGGACGUCAUCGAGUUCAGCAGCAAGCGCAAACGCAUGUCUAUCAUCGUGCGCUGUCCAGACGGGCGGAUCUGGCUCAUAACAAAGGGGGCUGACGCUGUUGUUCUCCCACGACUGAGAAUGGCAGAUUUGGCGAACCAAAAGGCCAAGGAGCUUCGGGAGAGCCUGGAUUUUGAGAGGCAACUGCUUCGAAAGAGUGAGGCCCGCGAACCACGGAAUAGCUUUGGUGGACGGCCUAGUCUUACCAUCCGGCGGAGCUUGGCCGUGGUUAGGCAGGGGUCCGUGACGGGGCCUACGAGCCCGCGGCCGAGUGGACUUCGCAGUCAGUCCUUUGAAGUCGGCCGUCUGGACCCUUUCGCUCACCUUCGUGCUCGGCCGCAUAUCAGCAACAACCGCAACGCGUCGUUCGACGUCCGCCGUCCCGAGAGCACGGCAUCCGUCCCGGAGUUUCACCAUCAGCCGGUCCCGAGCAAGUUCUCCUUUCUGGAUGAUCCCUCGCUCUCCGACGAUGCGGCCAUCUUCACCCGCUGCUUUCGCCAGAUCGACGACUUCGCAACCGAAGGCCUCCGCACACUGCUGUUUGCCCAUCGGUUUUUAACCGAGGCCGAGUACAACACGUGGAAGAGGCUGUAUCACGACGCCGAGACGAGCCUGGUCGAUCGCCAGGAACGCAUCGAGGAGGUCGGCGACCAGAUCGAGCAGUCCCUCGACUUAAUCGGCGCGUCGGGCAUCGAAGACCAGCUGCAGCCCGGCGUGGCCGAGACCAUCGACCGGCUGCGGCGCGCCAACAUCAAGAUCUGGAUGCUGACGGGCGACAAGCGCGAGACGGCCAUCAACAUCGCCCACUCGGCUCGCAUCUGCCGGCCCGGGUCGGACGUGUUUGUCAUCGACGCGGCUAAGGGGGGCUUGCACGGGCAGAUCUUGGCCAUCAUGGAGGACCUCCAGAUCCAAGCCGAAACCAACACGGCGCAUGUCACGGCGCAUACAGUCAUUGUUAUUGACGGACAUACCCUAGCCGCGCUCGAGGGACCUGACGCGUUGGCCGCCAAAACAGCGUUUUACAGGCUUGUACUCACCAUCGACUCCGUCAUCUGCUGCCGCGCUUCACCCUCCCAAAAGGCCCUGCUAGUCCGCACUAUCCGCCACAUUUCUUCUUCCACCACCACCACCUCUUCCCUCUUCUCUUCCACCGCCCCAUCCAAACUCCACACCCUCCUCCACCAACCCCUCCACAACCUCCUCCACCUCUGGACCCCCCCACCCCCACUCACCCUCGCCAUCGGCGACGGCGCCAACGACCUCGCCAUGCUCGCAACCGCCCACGUCGGCAUCGGCAUCUCCGCAGGCCACGAAGGCAGCCAAGCCGCGCGCGUAGCCGACUACGCGAUCCCACGCUUCCGCGCCCUCGCCCGCCUGCUCCUCGUCCACGGCCGCUGGAACUACGCCCGCACCGCCCGGUUCGUGCUGGCCACCUUCUGGAAGGAAAUGCUCUUCUACCUGCCCGCUGCGCUGUACCAGCCGGCUGCGGCGUAUACGGGGACGAGUUUGUAUGAGAUGUGGAGUUUGACGGCGUUGAAUACGCUGUUUACGAGUUUGUGCGUUAUUGUGCCGGGGGUGUGGGAGCAGGAUUUGAGUGCGGAGACGCUUUUGGCGGUGCCGGAGUUGUAUGUGUUUGGGCAGAGGAAUGGGGGGUUGAGGGGGGGGAUGUAUUUGUGGUGGAUGGUGGGUGCUGCGGUGGAGGGGGUUGUGGUGUGGUGGGUGUGUUGGGUGGGUUAUGGACAGGUGGUUGGGCCGGUGAGGGAUGGGGGACUGUUUGCCGUGGGGAAUUUGGUGUUUUCGGUGAAUAUUGUUUGGACUAACUUGAAGCUUUUAAUCCUCGACACCCACUACAAAACCAACAUCGUCCUCGGCGCCUUCACCAUCACCGUCGCCGGCUGGUGGCUCUGGCAAGUCUUUCUCGCGGGCGCCUACAGCCCCGAAAUCUGGCCCUACGCCGUCAAGAACGCCUUCUUCACCUCCUUCGGUCCGGACGCAGCCUGGUGGGCGUCACUAUUCGCCGCGCUUGGCGCCCUAGUCUCGCUCGAACUGGCCUACAAGGCGGUCAGGCGGAAUCUUGUGGUUGCUGGUCUGUGGCGGCGCGGGUGGAAGUGGACGCGCUGGGAGACGUGGCGGGCGGCGUUUGUCAUGGGGGGUCCUAGGAGUGGUGGUGGUGUAGCGGCUGAGGAAGGGAUUAAGGGGAGUGUGGAGGAGUGGGAUGUGGAAUUGUGGCAGGUUAUGGAGCAGGAUCCGGCUACUAGGGAGACGCUGAAGAGGAUGAGUAGGUUUGGGUUUGAGGGGAAGGAUGGGGGGCAUGAGGAUGAUGCUGAAGAAGUCGAGGGGUGUAGUGAGCGGGUGUAA
This is a messenger RNA of Dichotomopilus funicola, 4503 nucleotides long. RefSeq lists its product as uncharacterized. The coding region runs from base 1 to 4503 and encodes 1500 amino acids. Gene Ontology annotation, molecular function: ATP binding; magnesium ion binding; ATPase-coupled intramembrane lipid carrier activity. Gene Ontology annotation, cellular component: plasma membrane. NCBI's taxonomy places the organism in Eukaryota, Fungi, Ascomycota, Sordariomycetes, Sordariales, Chaetomiaceae. The transcript has 3 exons. The record is from RefSeq and is a predicted model, not a curated record. Gene Ontology annotation, biological process: post-Golgi vesicle-mediated transport; phospholipid translocation; endocytic recycling.